AUGGCUUCCGUUACGUCACUGGAUAAGGAUUUGCGCAGUCUGCGCCUGUCCCGCUAUACCCCGCAGGCUGCCGCAGAAGUCCGCAACUGGAUUGAAGAAGUCCUCCAUGAAAGACUACCAGCCGGUGAUCUUCUAGAUGCGCUCAAAGAUGGCGUCGCACUGUGCAGGCUGGUCAACCUUGCCGUUUCGCCCGGUGUCAAGUAUAAGCAGUCAUCGAUGCCCUUCGUACAGAUGGAAAACAUCUCACACUUCCUUCGCGCGUGUCAAAUGCCACCCCUGAGCCUUCCUCCGCAUGAUGUUUUCCUCACUGUCGAUCUUUAUGAGGCCAAGGAUCCCGCACAGGUCCUGCAGUGUCUGGUGGCUUUCAGUAGGAGGUCUAAUGCUCUCCAACCCGGCAAAUUCCCUCGCACCAUUGGCCCUCAGAGCAAAAUUGGUGCUUUAAGCCCCAAUGCGACCGGCUCUAGUCAGGGCGCCCAUACACCAUCUCGGCCACGGGGGCUCAGUAACGCAAACUCCAGCGCCUCUGGAUACUCAAGCCCGGCCAAAUCUCCAGGCCCAGUGAGCAGUUGGAGCAAAAGAACGGAUGAGCGCACGACAAUGCCAGCUUUGAAUAUCCACCAAUACGGCUAUAUGGGCGGUGCUAGUCAAGCCAACCAAGGCGUGGCGUUUGGUGCUCGUCGACAGAUCACGACCGCUGCACCAAAUGUACCGAGUCUAGCUGAAAAGGAGAAGCGCAGGCGUGAAGAAGAAGAACGCCAGCGCUUGGAAUUCGAGGAGUCAGAGCGCAGACGUCAAGAGCGAGAGGCGGAAGAAAUGCGUGCGCGAGCAAAGGAGGAGCGUCGAUGGGAGGAGGAAACUGCCCGUCUAAAGGAGCAAGAGAGGCGCAAGCUUGAGGACGAGCGAAAGCAAUGGAAUGAUCAACAGCGGCGGUGGGAAGAGGAGGAGCAGCAGCGUCAGCGCGAGGAGAGAGAAGUCGAGGAGAGGUUGGAGAACGAGAGGCUGCGCCGUCGGGAAGCCAACGACACCCGCCUGAAUGGGCAGUUCCUCAGUCAAUACCAAGCGAGUCAAGCUACACCAAGCCGAGCUCCCGCCGAAUCCUCGGAGAGUCGGCGCAUAAGAGAACUUGAGCAAGAGUUAGAGACCGCUAAACAAAGGGAGGCAGAAUAUCAGCGCGAGCGCCAGGAGCUGCAGGAGAAACAGGCCGCACCUGCUGCGACUCGUGCACCUCGCCCGGUACCUGUACCCCCUAAGCCGAGCUACGACCUAUCCUCGCUCGAGUCAGAACGUCGUCUACUUCGCACGGAGUGGAACAAACAUCAGAACGAAGAGCCAAUUCCUGAAGCGGCCAGCCCCCCUCCUUCCCUACCUGCCCGGCCCCUCCCCGAGCCAGUCGCUACUUCACCCCGGCCCCUUCCGGACCCAACGCUCUAUGCUUCGAAGCCCGUGAAUCAAGAAAGUCGUGUAGACCGUUUCCUCGCAUCUAACCGACCUCCCGUCGCACCCAAGCCGACCGCCCAUCGCCCACAAGACUACACAACGACUGCCGAGGUCGACGCGGAAAAUAGCCGCCGCGCAGCAGCACAGCAAAAGACCAAAGCGGGCGGUUGGGCAUCCAAGUCAUUGCUGGAACGUGAAAUGGAGCGCGAGCGCGAGCGCCAGCGUGAGUGGGAGGAGAACCAAAAGCAAACGCAACAGGCCGCUGCCAGCGGCCUGAAAGAUGGUAGUCUCGGUGUUGGGCCGGGACAAGGCGCUUGGGAUGUGCACCAAUACGGCUUUAUGGGCGGUGAUAACCAGAACCGGGGCGGUCAUGGCCUGGGAGUUGGAGGCGCAAGGAGACAGAUCAUUGGCCCUCGUCCUCCUCCAUGA
Aspergillus bombycis is the source of this 1866-nucleotide messenger RNA. RefSeq names its product calponin homology domain protein. Gene Ontology annotation, molecular function: protein binding. The transcript is spliced from 2 exons. The record is from RefSeq and is a predicted model, not a curated record. Lineage: Eukaryota; Fungi; Ascomycota; Eurotiomycetes; Eurotiales; Aspergillaceae. The coding region runs from base 1 to 1866 and encodes 621 amino acids.